Molecule: messenger RNA, 2227 nt
Organism: Homarus americanus (American lobster)
Lineage: Eukaryota; Metazoa; Arthropoda; Malacostraca; Decapoda; Nephropidae
Product: MAM and LDL-receptor class A domain-containing protein 1-like
Exons: 10
Coding region: 508-1545 (345 amino acids)
Biological process (GO): nervous system development
Cellular component (GO): membrane
Source: RefSeq, a predicted model, not a curated record
CUCCAGGACUCCUCUCCUCACUCGCUGGUCCGCCCCCCGGAGUAUCGCGCCAGGGCGAGACAAAAGUAGCGAAGUUAGGUGUGAGUGAAGAGUGACCUCAGUGACAUAAAGAGUAUUACGUGUGACUACACGGAAGUUAGUAGUUAUCUUUAGGAUUAUAACGAAAAUAUGUGAAAUAUGCGUUAGGCUACAGAAAAACAUAGCCUCGUACUGUAAAAAAAAAAUACUUUGUGGAAUUUCUAUUAAAUCUUUCAGCAGUGCCAAAUAAAAAACUUCUAAAUUUAAACACCAAACUAAGUGAAAAAAAAAACCCAAACAGCAGUGCCAAAAAUAACAAGUGUCAAAAAAAAUCAAACAGAAAUAUUAAAAUUACAACCAGGGCCCCAAAAAGUAUUCACACAGUGCUAACAAUAACAGAAAAAUAAAAACAAGUGAAUAAAAACAGCAACAAGAGCCAAGUAUCACUGGACCAGAAGAGAGACAGAGAGAGACAGAGAACCCGACAAUAUGUACAGGAUACACUGGCUUCUACUCCUGCUGGUGUCCAUGAUGGCGGCUCUCCUGCAGCAGUCACAGGCCGGAGUCACAUUGGCGGCCAGAAGAGAGAGGCUGAGGUGUCCCUGGAUCGACCUGGAAAACGGUCGAGUGAGGAUUAGGUCGAGAGGUCGAAUUGCCAAGUUCAAGUGUAAGAAAGGCUUUACCAGGUUCGAGGGUGACCGCUUCGCUACUUGUGUCAGGAACAACUGGAACGGCAAGAUUCCCAAGUGUAUAAGAUACGGGUGUGUAGAGGUGUCGGCGCCCCAGUACGGUAAGAGGAAUUACCUGUUUAAGAAAGCCCUGACCACCUUUACCUGUGACCCGGGUUACCUAUUGCAGGGGUCAUCAGCCAUCUCCUGCAACGCCAUCAACUGGAAUGAUACGGCGCCUGUCUGUGUUGCUCCAGCCUCGCCCAAGCUAUCAUGUGACUUCGAGACUGAGGACCUGUGUGGGUGGAGCAACACGGUGGGCGGCGUGGAGGACUGGGAGAGGAAGAGAGGGCCGAGUACUUCCUUCAUGGCCGGGACGGGACCCAGCGCCGACCACACCCUCGGUACUAACGAAGGUCACUACAUGUACGUGGACUCAGCCAUACCCAAGAACGAGGGUCACAGGUCACUGCUUUUCUCCCCUAUCUACUUCCCGUCUCCUAGCAACACCGUCACCUGCUUCUCAUUCUACUUCCACAUGUACGGCUCUGAAUCAGGAAAUCUAAACGGCUACCAGAAGAACGAAGGCGACCCACUCAUGUUCAUUCCCCCGAUCCUACAAAUGAGUUCCUCUAGUGACGAAGGAUGGAAUCACCACAAGUUUAACCUCCCCAACAGUGACCAGAAAUACCAGGUCGUGCUGGAGGUGGUGCAGUAUGAGACAAACAGCGACAUAGCCAUAGAUGAUGUGAAACUCAGCUAUGGAGACGACUGUAACGACCCUACCACCACUACCAUCACCACUACCACCACUACUACUACCACUACUACCACUAUUGCCCCGAAUCAUAACCAUUGACACGACAGAAUCACCCAUCAUCACCACUACUGGCACCACUACCACCUAUAUCACCACUCCUGACACAACUACCACCAUUCCUGAUACCCCUACCACCCCAAGACACCACAGUAUCACCCAUCACCACCAUACAACCUCUACACAUGGUCAGUAGCACUACCACUAUCACCACAACACAGCCUACUACCACCAUCGCAACCAACAUUCCAACCAACCACACUACCACCCCAACCUUCGUCACUACCACUAUCAAGACGCCCAACACUACCACCACCCUGGGCACUGGUAGCAAAGGCGCCACACCUGCUGCUCCCACACACCUGCCCACACCUGAGGAAGACAACGAGUAUAACACCACACAUACAGAUAAUGAGGGCGAAGUAGACCUACAAAGCUGUCUUGACCGGUGUGGGGAGAUCGCCAUGGAUGAAGACGCAUGCGGCUGUGACAUAGAGUGCGGCAAUAGGUCCUCGUGUUGCCCUGACGUGGUUGACUACUGUACUAACUAUUUCUCAACGCCAUCACCUGUCAACACCUUACACCCAACUGUCCUCUCUUCUACCCAGUCAAUACUCCCUGUCACUCCUCCGUCCACCAUAAACUACACAGAGAUGACGGAGAAUAAGACGAAUUGGUGAUGGUAAGGUCUCUUCAACGACGUCUAUGCUUCUGUCCAACCUGU